Molecule: messenger RNA, 1662 nt
Organism: Saccostrea cuccullata (small rock oyster)
Lineage: Eukaryota; Metazoa; Mollusca; Bivalvia; Ostreida; Ostreidae
Exons: 1
Coding region: 1-1662 (553 amino acids)
Molecular function (GO): zinc ion binding; ubiquitin protein ligase activity
Source: RefSeq, a predicted model, not a curated record
AUGGACAGUGAGUUCUACUGCAAUCCGUGCCACAAGCAAUUAUGUAGAGGAUGCAAAGAAGAACAUUUAAAAUCUCUGGAUUUUAUUCACCAUGAUAUUGUGUCCCUUCUGCAACACCAACCAACGUAUCUCGCAGAAAACUGCACAAUCCAUACCACAAGUGCCAUCAUUUCGUUUUGCGACAACUGUUUAGUUCCUUUAUGUUUCAAAUGCGCAGCCAGUUCUGAACAUAAAGGACAUAACUUUGUGAAUCUGAGAACAACUUACGCCGAAAAAUUUGACAUCUGUUCGAAGAGAAUUUCGAACAUAAAGGACCACUUGCUACCCAGUUCAAGAGCACGGCAAAAUGAAAUAGCCACUGGUUUCGCAGAGGUGAAGAAUUCGAUAGCUAGUCUUAGAAUGUCUGUCGUUGUUGAAGCUUCGGAACUGAAAGAAAUUGUCAAUAAAAUUGUGUUGGAAAACAUGGGAAAGUUGGACAACGUGGAAGAAAAGUUAUUGAAAGACCAAGAAACACAAAGUACUGACGUAGAAGAUUAUAUUUCGAAUUUGGAGGAUCUCGUAGAUAGGUAUGAUGUUAAUCUUGCAGAUAAAACAUUGCUGGAACUCGUCGCUUUAGACAAAAACACAAUGGGUGUUAAGGAUUUUCCACAUUUACCGUCACUACCAAUUCUGGAAUUUGUCCCAGGCCAAGUCAACAGAACAGAGAUCUCAGCCAUACUGGGAUCAAUCCGCAUCACCGAGAAUGAUAACUGUAAAGUCGCAACAGGGAGAGAUAAACCACGCAAGCCUUCUAUAUUUUCGUUUCCAUCGCUUCAUAACAUAAUGAACCACAGGGUGGAGAACAAUUUUAGAUUGCCCAAUGUAGUUGGUUCUAUAUAUCAAUUCAGUCUUGUCAAAACAAUCGUAGUAUCAGAUGUGGAGAAUAUUCUGCAUAUAUCCCUGGACAAACUGAACAAGCUCUGGGUAAGCGACCUUUGGGGAUCUCUAGAGCAAAUUGACAUAAAUGGAAAAGUUCAUAAAAACCUCAUAGCAAAUAUUGGAGAACAUGGCUUCCAUGCAGUCACAGAUGAUGACGAUUUCCUGUACACUGAUCAAUCAAAGAGGGUUGUGAAUAAGGUUAGAAAUGAAAAGACAACUCAACUGAUCAGCACUGAAAGAUGGACACCUCUCAGCAUCUGCUUCUCUCGAAUUAACGGAGACGUUCUUGUUGGAAUGGUGAAAGACCAUCAAGGGAAGAUUACUAGAUUCACAGGAGCAGGAAUAAAAGUGAACAGCAUUCAAUUUAAGUCCUAUCUACAGAACAGCUUGUACGAGUAUCCGAAUUACAUCACAGAAAGUGUCAACGGGGACAUAUGCGCCUCAGACAGCGGAAAAGAAGCCGUCGUUGUUGUGAACAAAUCAGGAAAGCAUCAUUUUAGCUACAAAGGCCAGAAACCGAAGUUCAUUCCAUAUGGAAUAUGCACAGACAUUCACGGGUAUAUAAUGGUCUGUGAUGGUCACCGCAAGAAUGUCCACCUCUUGGACCCGGACGGACAGUUCCUUUUCCUUAUCCUUACAACACAAGAACAUUGUCCACAGGGACUGUGUGUUGAUGAUCAGUAUAACCUGUAUGUAGGACAAGGUUCCACAAACGAGAUCACGGUCUACCGAUAUAACCGAUAA